UUAAAACAUCGCGUCUCAUUACACUUCACCGACAUACGUGCUUGAGCCUCUAAGUAAGCUAUAAACUAAUCUCCUCCAGUGGGAGCUUCCACAUGGCUGCAGUCAGUGCGGAGCUGUGAGGUGUGGAAAGCGGCUCUGGAAAGGAAAGAAAGAGGGGAACGCGCGCAGUUUGGCCCCUGAGCGCCCCGUUAGAUGACAGACGCGCUUCAGCGCAAAACUGCUCUCUGGGAUCUAGAAACGACACCAUGCAAUUUUUAAUUGCUGGAUGAUUGCGGAUGAAGGCGGAACAGAGGAUUUUUGGGAGCGCUCAUCGAUGUCUUUAAAGCUGUAAAAAUAUUGUUAAUUAUCUUGGGCGGUGAGGACCAAGAAAGGUGUCAGGAAUGCUCCCUGUCCUCCUGAUAGCUGGGUUGAUUCUGGCUCUGUCCAUCCCUGGCACCACGUGUGAAUCAGCCACGCUGCGCUUCUUGGGGCAAACAGAAUUUGUUGUCAAUGAAACCAGCACAGCUGUGGUCAGACUGGUUGUAGAGAGAGUGGGAGACCCAAUCAACGUGACUGCUUUGGUUCUUCUAGAGGGUGUCGACACUGGGGACUUUGAAGCUAUCAAUGCUGCAGCCUUUCUUCUGUCCUCUGAGUCCAGUAAGACCAUUUUCAUUGCUGUGAAAGAUGAUGACCUUCCUGAAGCGGAUGAGACAUUUACCUUCAACCUUAAACUACAGAGUUCCUCUAAUGGUGUAAUCCUAGGAACACCAAACAAGGCAACAAUCACCAUUUUGUCUAAUGACAAUGCCUUUGGAAUAAUUGGCUUUAACUCGACUGCAGAGAUUGUUGUUGAUGAAUCCAGACAAAGGAAUGUGCCUUUCACCCUAAUUAGAGAAAAAGGAACAUAUGGAACGGUCACUGUAACCUAUGAGAUCUCUGGUGGUCCCAAUCCUGCCAUUGAAGAUCUCGAUCCAGACAGAGGCAGCAUCAUCAUUCCUGUAGGACAAGCUGCAGUGACAUUCAGUAUCCACAUUCAGGAUGAUCAGAUCCCUGAGAAUGAUGAAGUAUUUACAGUGAAGCUAACAGGUGUGGCAGGUGGAGCCCUUCUCAACCUCAACACCAGCAGUGUUCAGCUACGAAUCCGGCAAAAUGACAGCCCCCUGCGCUUCUCCGUCUCUGUCAUGGCUGUCUCAGAAGCUGCCGCUGUCAUUAGCCUUAAUGUGACCCGCGGCCGGCUGACUGAGAAUGGGCCACUAAUUGGAUCUGUUGAGACUGAGGUGUCUGUGGAUUAUAUGGUGGUAAGUGGUGAAGGAGUUGGCAGUGCUACUCCAGGUGUGGAUUUCCUGGACAUGCAACCAGUCAGGACCAUCACAUUCCCUCCACUGGUCUUCCAAGCCAGCCUUUUUUUCAACAUUAGCGAUGAUGACGUACCAGAAAUUGCAGAAUCCUUCCACGUGGUCCUGUUACAGGAAACUAUAAGAGGAGACGCUGUGCUAGUUUCACCCAAUGCAGUGCUGGUGACCAUCGAGCCCAAUGAUAAACCCUAUGGCGUCCUGUCAAUUAGCAGCGCUGCUCUCAUUCAGCCAAUCAUCAUCAAUGAAGAUCUAACACAAAAAUUUGAUGGGAUUGUUAUUGUACGAAAUGGAGGAAGCUACGGGGAAGUGUCUGCAAACUGGUCUAUCAGCAGGAACUCCAGUGAUCACUCACCAGUGUUGAGUGACUUGAUGCCACAGUUUGGAACUGUAACAUUUUCUGCCGGUCAGGUGACCGCUGUAAUUUCAUUAAACAUCGUGGCUGAUGAUCAACCCGAAGAAGCAGAGGCUUUUGUUCUGAAACUGCUGCCUCACACGGUUACCGGAAACGCAGAAAUUGACGAACCAAUGGAGAUGGUGUUUUAUAUCCAGGACAGCGACGAUGUUUAUGGACUUUUCCGGUUUGACCCAGCCAAGGAACAGAGUAUUCAGAGCCAACCCCAGGGACGAUUCCUCUCUCUCAAUUUUGUGAGAGAUGGUGGCAUGCUGGGUAACGUCUCCAUGGCCCUGACUGCGCACUAUAUUCCUGCAGGUCCAGUGGACCCUGAUCUGGCCCAAGACCAGGUUCUGAAUGUUAGCAGGUCUGUUAAUGUUUUGUUUUCUCAUCAACGGACGGUCCACGUUAUACUGCCUAUCCGGAAUGAUGCCUUUCUGCAAAAUGGAGCACAUUUCCAUAUUCAGUUAAAUACACUGGAGCUGGUUGAUAUCACCCCAUCAAUUCCUUCAAACAGCCCAAGGUUCGGGGGACCUCUUAACCUGACAUUGACUGUCACCCCUGAUAUUGCUAAUGGGGAAAUCGGCUUCACAAAUAACACUACAGUGGUGCUCUAUGAACCAGAGAACAGCAAUACCAGCAUGGUUAGCCUCCCUCUGCGGCGGGAUGGGACAGAUGGUCAGGCUGAGGUGUUCUGGAGCCUUCAGCCAAUUGGUGCAAGUCGUAAGGAUGUAACUGCUGAUGAUCUGGCACCAUUUAAUGGCUCUGUUGUCUUCCUCUCGAGGCAAAGUGACGCCUUUAUUAAUCUAACCAUCAUGGCUGAUGAUAUCCCUGAGGUCAAUGAAACCUUGCUUCUCACCCUGGACAGGACUAACGUGGAGAAUCAGAUCCUGAAAGCAGGCUUCACCAGUAGAGAGAUCGUUAUCAUGGAGAACGAUGAUCCUGGCGGAGUGUUUGAAUUUUCCCAAUUCUCCAGAGGUCCUUGGUUUGUCAACGAGGGUGAAGCUGUGGAGCUUCGUGUGGUCAGAGCUCAAGGACAACUCCUGAAACAGUUGAUAAGAUACACAGUGUCACCAUCAGGCAGUGCUGAAUUCUAUGGAGCUACAGGCAUCCUUGAGUUUAAACCUGGGGAGAGAGAGGUGGUGGUGGCCCUGGUUGCAAAGCCUGAUGGAAUACCAGAGCUCGAUGAGACAUUCUCUGUGGUACUCAGCAGCCACAGUACUCCGCCAAGUCGUCUAGGCGACCACAGGGAGGUCAACAUUACUGUCCGCAACAAUGAUGACCCUUUUGGAGUUAUUGAGUUUAUCCAGUCAGGACUUACAAUGACCAUUGAUGAGAGCAAAGGAGAGACACCACAACAGGUUUGUCUUUCAGCUGUGUACCCUGUGGUGAGGAAUAGGGGUCACUUUGGGGAAGUGUCAGUGUUGUGGGUCCUGGAACCAGCUCUGGCAGGAGAUGUAAUGCCUGUGCAUGGAAACAUUACCUUCCAAGAAGGAGAGUACUUGAAAAACCUCACCCUCUCCUCUGUACCUGAUGAGAUUCCAGAAGACAAGGAAAACUUCACCAUUACACUGUACAAUGCAACUGGUGGAGCAAGACUGGGAGACUUACUUAGUGCCAAUUUGUGGAUUAAUAAGAACGAUGACCCCAUAUAUUUUUCCGAACCAGUCACUGUGCGUGUUGCUGAGGGAGACGCUGCUAAUCUCACGGUCCUGAGGGCGGGUCGAGCUGACUUUAUGGCUACUGUGAAGUAUCGAGUGGAUUUUGGUAGCGCCUCACCAGAUGACUUUACUGUUCUAACAAUCACCACAUUGUUAGUGUUUGAUGUGGGAGAAUGGAUGAAAAACAUUUCAGUGAUUAUUGAAGACGAUGACAUACCGGAAACAGAUGAACCCUUUUACAUUGUUUUAUAUAACACCACAGGCGAUGCUGUGGUUUAUGGUGCAGACACAGCUACUGUGGUGAUUGAGGCCAAUGACGAUGCCAAUGGAGUUUUUUCUCUAGAAAGUGUAGAAAAACCUGUGGAAGAAGGCAAGACCAACAGUUUUUUUGUUCUACGAGCAAGGGGACACUUUGGUAAUGUUACUGUCUUCUGGCAGCUGUUUGCCAAUGACUCAGCUACACCUCUCGAAGAAAACCAGGAGUUUGCAAACAUGUCUGGCUCCAUCACCUUUAUUACUGGGGAGGAAAGUAAACCUAUCAGCCUUGAGGCCAUCUCUGAUAAACGUCCAGAGUUUAAUGAGUUCUUCGUCCUCAGGCUUGUCAAUAUUUCAGGUGGUUACCCAGGGGGAGGGGGGCGACUUGCUGAGACCUCUCUAAAUGCCUCAGUCCUUAUUCCUUUCAACGAUGACCCAUUUGGUGUUUUUGCCAUUUCUCUGGACAACUUGGACCAAGAAGUUGCUGAGGAUGUGCUUGAUGAAAAUGAUAUGUCGGAUGUUACCUCCUUCACCAUACUCCGACAGCAGGGCUCUUUUGGCGUUGUACGAGUUUCCUGGGAGAUAGUGUCUGCAAGAUUCCCACAAGGUCUUCCUCUCAUGAACGAUCUGCUGCUGCAAGCCUCUUUUCCAAAUGAGGUCCAGCUCAGGCCUCAUGCUAGGAGACACCACUCAGCUACAGACACUUGGUUCUUCUCUGGCCUUCCAGGAGCUUACGGUACCAUCUCCCCUGAAGAUGCACCUGCAGCCGUUGGUAACUUCACCUUCUCAGCUUGGCUGGCACCCAGACUAAACACUGAUGGCUUCAUAGUGUCCAAAGGAACAAGCAAUGGAAGCUUGUACUAUGGAGUAAAAGUCCACUGCAAUGAAUCACAUGUUACCGUGAUGCUGUACUACACAGUUAUAGGUUCAAAUAAUACCCAAGUGGCAAGGGCCACAGCAGAGAAGUUUGUGGAAGAAAAUACAUGGCUACAUAUCAUCAUUACUGUUGAUGAUGGAAUUAUUGAGUUCUUCUUGGAUGGGACUUCUAUACCUAGAGGCCUGAGGAGCAUCAAAGGGGAAGGCAUCAAUGAUGGACCAGCUUCAGUGUUCAUAGGCUCAGACCUCGAAGGUGAACAGCGCUACACCGGCCUUCUCCAGGAUGUUCGCCUGUACCACAUGAGGCUCAACCGCAGCCAGAUCCACGAGCUCCACUCUCAGCCUGCUAAAGCAGACCUGCGAAACAUUUCAGGUUACCUGCGGUACCGCCAAGAUGAGAGGCAGAAGUCGUUCAUCGUAGAAACCAGGGAUGAUGAGGAGGAAGAGGGAGAGGAGGUGUUCUAUCUGCAGCUGGUGGAUGUGCAUGGUGGUGCACGCCUUCCCUUUCCCAGACCCACGGCUGUUUUGAGGAUUAUGAAGAGUGACAACGCAAAUGGGCUUUUUGGAUUCACUGGGGACUGCAUACCUGAUACCACCGAGGAAGGCUCGACCAUAUCUUGUGUGAUUGAGCGCUUGCGGGGAUCUCUGGAUUAUGUCUCUGUGAACUACACUGUUACUCAGCUGGACAGCUUGCAAAGUGACAGCCCAGCACACAAAGACUUUUUGAACGCAACUGGAGCUGUGUUUUUCAUGCCUGGACAGCGCUCUGAGGUAUUGAACUUAUUGGUGUAUGAUGAUAACCUCCCAGAGCUGGCAGAGUCUUUUCAGGUUGCACUGCUGUCAGCAGAGUCAGCUGAUGGGAAGCCGGGCUCCACACCCACCAGCGGAGCCAGCAUCGAUCCCAAUAACUCUGUUAAUACUGUCACUGUCACAGCAAGUGACCAUCCUUAUGGGCUGUUGCAGUUCCAGAUAAGCCCACCUGAGGAGGGUCUGAUCUCUCCAGCUUUAGAACCUGCACACAUCACUGUUAAUGAGGAGGAUGGUCAGAUCCAGCUACCAGUGGCCAGAGCCCAAGGCCUAUUAGGAAAAAUCAUGGUGGGGUACAGAACAACCCCCUUAACAGCAUCCAGCCCUGAAGACUAUGAGGACUCAGAGGGUGUCCUAGAAUUCCUCCCAGGUGACAGGUUGAAGUUCAUCAAUGUGACCAUUGUGGACAACCCUGUCCCAGAACUAGAAAAGGUUUUUAGGGUGGAGCUCUACAAUGCCGAUGGUGGAGCUGAUCACUUUCUGCGAAGCGAAGCGAGUGGUAGUGGGGAAAGCGAUUUUGACUUCCUCCUUCCAUCCUCAAACCACCCUGCCAGCCUGGGAGUUGCAUCUCGCAUUACUGUCACAAUCGCUGCUUCUGACGAUGCUCAUGGGGUGUUUGAAUUCAGUCCUCAAUCUCUAUCUGUCAAUGGGACAGAACCAGAGGAUGGGCUGAACUCCAUCCCGCUGUCGGUGGACCGGUCAUUUGGAAAUCUCUCUAAUGUGACUGUGUACUGGGAAGUUGAUCCCAGCUCUGAAGGAGAGGUCCUUAGUAGGUUUGGGAACAUCUCCUUUGAAAUGGGGCAGAUCUCAGAGAAUAUACUGAUUGAUGUCGCACAGGAUGAGAUCCCAGAGUUGGACAAGAGCUACACUGUGUCUCUAGUUAAUGUUUCGAAAGGUCGCCUGGGUGCCCGAACAUCUGCCACUCUGACUGUGCUUGCCAGUGAUCAUCCUUAUGGCAUUUUUGUAUUUGCUAAUGCAUCGAGGUCUGUUCGUCUUCCUGAAGCAGAUGGACCCGUCUCCCUCACUAUCCAGCGACUGAAAGGAACUCUGGGUCAGGUGCGUGUCACAUAUGGGACACUCAAAGAGGCCGAUCUGGCACCUUAUAGAACCCCAGGAAUUGGCCGAGCAACUGAAGGGCGGGAUUUUGUGUCCCUCCUUGAUUCAGUUGUGUUUUCGGCCAAUCAGACUGUGGCUAAUAUCACGCUCAGAGUGCUUGAUGAUGAGGAUCCAGAAAGAGAUGAGUCUGUGUUCGUCAAACUGUUUAGUGUUGAGCUCCUCAAAGGAAACCAGAAAAGGCCCAUCUCAACUUCCCCCUCUCUUGGCCCCGAGGCUGACAUUGUUGCCCAGGUGAUAGUGGAGGCAAGCGACGAUGCUUUUGGAAUCCUUCAGCUGUCCACUUCAGCCGUCAGUGUAGCUGAACACUAUGUUGGACCCAUAAUAAAUGUCACACGAGUUGGAGGGAUUUUUGCCGAUGUCUCUGUCAAAUUCAGAGCUGUGCCUGUGACCGCCAGAGUCAGCGAAGACUACAGUGUGGCCUCGAGUGACGUGGUUCUUUUAGAGGGAGAAUCUAGCAAAUCUGUUCCCGUCUAUGUUAUUAAUGAUCUGGUCCCCGAGCUGGAAGAGACAUUUAUAAUUGAGCUGAUCAACCAAACAACCGGGGGAGCUCUGCUUGGAGAGCUCACACGUGCUGUCAUCACCAUACUGCCUUCUGAUGACCCUUUUGGUGCCUUUGUCUUCCAGGCUGCCCCAGUGAUGGUUGAAGAACCAGAAUCCACUCCUGCUGUGGUCCAGUUGCCUAUUGUGCGCAAUGCUGGUACUAUAGGAACAGUGGCAGUCCAGUGGAGGGCGACUGUUAAUGGUAAACUGGCUGAGGGGGACAUCAGACCCACAUCUGGAGAGGUUAAAUUUGCUCCUGGAGAAACUAUGAAGACAGUGACAGUUGAAGUCUUACCUGAUGAUGUUCCAGAAAUUAAUGAGAUUAUUAAAGUAGAACUAAUAGAUGCAAGUAAUGGAGGAAACUUGGGAGCUGAUAUAUCUGUCAACAUAAUAGUGCCUGCAAAUGACAACCCAUAUGGGACCGUUUACUUUGAACAGACUGUUUAUCGUGUUCAGGAGCCACUGGAGGGGAUUUACAGUGCUAACAUCACCGUCCGCAGGAGUGGAGGACACUUUGGUCGUUUAGAGAUUACGUACAGCACCACCGAGAUUGAUGCUGUUGGCUCGGCUCAGGCUCAAGACCAAAAUGUAUUAAUGUACUAUCACUCUCCAAAGCCAGGUGUUCCAUCUAAUGAGCUGUUUAUGACGGUGAACAUAACAAAUCAAAUAGACCCUUUGGCUGCAUGUGCUGCUGCGUGUUUAAGAGAGCAAGCCUGCCAGGCAUUCUCUCUGUCAUCUGCUGCGACUCCUCCGUCCUGUACAUGGGUUUCAUCUGGGGCUGACCAACUGAGCUCUAGAUCUCAGGUUUUGACUUAUGUUAAGAACUCGACUGCAGCUGCCAUCUUGUUUAGUGGCCAGGCUGUAGCAGGAACUGAUUACAUCCCUGUCACUGCUCAAAGUGCCUUCAUGGAGGAUGGAUCUGGGACUGCCAACCUCUCGGUUUUAAUCUUAACUGAUAAAUUCCCUGAAAUGGAUGAAAGCUUCUCUAUACAGAUCUUAAAGGUAGAGUUAGUAAAUUUGACGGUGUCACGGAAGAACUUGCCCACAAUCGGACAGCCAGAUGAGGCCGUAGUCACUAUAGGAGUGAACGGAGAUGCGUUUGGCAUCUUUUUGAUCUACAGUCUUAAUCCAAAUGCCACCAAGGAUGGACUCUACCUUGAGGUCCAAGAAGAGCCCACAGUUGUCCCGCUGGUCAUUGAGAGAAGAGGAGGGAAUCUGGGCACUGUCACCGUAGAGUGGAGAUUUGUUGGAGGAAAAGCCACACCAGAUGCCGAUUUUAUUGGGAGUGGAGGGACUCUGGUCUUUGAUGCUGAUCUUAAAAAGACAGUAGAAGUAAUGAUCAAGGAAGAUUCUGAACCAGAGGACAGUGAGAGCCUCAUGAUUGGCCUUGUUAACACGGCGGGCGGAAGUCGUAUCCUCCCCAGCUCAGACACCGUAACCAUAGUGAUACUGGCAAACGACAAUGUGGCGGGAGUAGUAGGAUUUGAUCAAGGCUCACGUUCCGUCAUUGCCAGAGAGGGUGAGAGCCUGUCCUUGUUAGUGUUGAGAUCAGCUCCAGGUUUGGGUAAUGUCUCGUUAGACUGGACUGUUCAAGGUCCUCUUGCUCACCGCACCUUUGUUCAAACGUCAGGGACACUUUUCUUCAAUGAGAGACAGCUUAAUGGCAGUAUAGUCCUGCAGCUCAUGGAUGAUGCCACACCAGAGAACCAAGAUCAAUACAGAGUCUUUCUUUCCAAUCUACAAACAUUUGGAGUUGUAGUGACAGGUCAUGCAGCCCUGGACGUUCAAGGCAGUGAGGCAGUGCUUACUGUGGACACCAGUGAUCAGCCUUACGGGCUGCUGACUAUAGCACCAUCAUCCCUGAGGGUGAGCACAGAGGAACGUGACCAGAUAAUAAAUAUCUACAUCAACAGAGAGUUUGGAGUCUCAGGAACGGUGAAUAUUACCUAUGAGGUUGUUAGAGGUUCUCUACAAAAUCUGUCUGAGGUGGACGGUAAUCUUGCUGACCCGGGACAAGACUUUGUCUCUGGCACGGGUUUUGUGAUACUUCAGGAGGGACAGACCUCAGUUCCAGUACCUGUCACCAUUCUGGAGGAUGACAUUCCAGAGCUGCAGGAGUUCUUCUUGGUCAACAUAACAUCUGCAGUACUCAUUACAACACUCACAACUGUUCCCCAGCUUGAUACUCAAGGUUUGGUGGCAGAGGUCAGCAUAGAUGCGAAUGAUGGGAUCAGAGGGAUCAUAGAAUGGACAAGCACUAUGUAUGACGUAAACGAAACAAUCGGAUCACUGACUCUUGUAGCCUUUAGAAACAGGGGGACAUAUGGAAAUGUUUCCCUUUUCUUCUUUGCCCAGAACUUAGAAGCUCAACAGGGACUUGACUACAACAUCAGUGAAACGAUGCUCCAUUUUGUGGAUGGUGAAAGGCAUAAGUUUGUGGAGGUCCAGAUAAUUGAUGACACCAUUCCAGAAGAUGCAGAGAGAUUCCAGCUGAUCCUUUCUAAGCCUUCGCCUGGGCUGGAGCUUGGCAGGAACACUACAGCCACUAUAAAUAUACUGGCCAGUGAUGAUGGGCACGGUGUCAUUUCCUUUAACACUAGUGAUCACUUCCUAUUAAGAGAGCCUACGUCUGUGUCACAGCUGAGUGACAGCAUAGCUCAACUAUAUGUGGUUCGUAGCCCAGAGGAAGGCACUUUUGGCACCGUCUCUGUACAGUUUGCCAUUAUGGAUGCUAACGGCAGCCUGGCUGAGGGUGAUGUGAUGCCAACGCAAGGUUUUGUGGUGCUGGAUGAUGGAGUCAGGUUUAAGAUGCUGGAGGUCCGGGCGAUACGAGAUGCUGAACCUGAAGUGAACGAAACCUUCACACUGACUCUCUUCAACCCAACAGGAGGGGCACGGCUUGGGGACCAGCUUCAAAUUCUCAUCACUGUCCUGGAGAAUGUAGCCCCUUCAGGCUUAUUCCGAAUUGGGCCGUCGUUCAACAGAACCAACACAGCAAUGGUUGCAGAGGAAGGGAGCAGAGCAGUCUUCCUGACUGUUUCUCGCAGUAAUGGCUUGGAGUCAGUGGUCAGUGUGGAGUGGGAAAUGGAGUCUGACACAGCUACAGCUUCUGAGGGUCCCCUCCCAGUCAUUGGGCUGUAUCAGAACUUUGAGAACAACCCUACAUCUGCUUGGUGCUCCAUUCCAGUAGACUCUGAGUCUUCCUCUCUGGCUCUGAGGCUGGACCUGAAGCCAACGGUUGGGACUGUCGGCACUUUGGCAACUCUGUAUCGCUGGCAAGGUGUUUUUGUGCCAAUAGAGUCUUUCAAAAUCAAAGACCCAGCCGCAUGUGUUGGGUUUGCAGUAAAUGGCUCUACAUACAUAGGAAUUACGAAUGGUGGCCCUCCCUUCUUUCCUGCUACCAAUCUUAGCAUCUAUAAGCUACAGAAGGACCUAAACAUUACAUUGGAACAGAUAUUGGGUGUUGAAGCACUGGAUGUUAAGCACUUCUCUACUGAAGGCAAAGAUUAUCUAAUAGCAUCUAGCCAGAUUUUUGUUUGGACUGGAACUUCCUUUACUCUUCACCAGACUCUCAACUUUCAGCAGAACAUCCUCAGUCUAGCUCCUUUUAUUCAUGCAGAUAAGCUCUUCCUAUUAGUUUGCAUUGACAACCAGAGUGGAAGCUGCACAAUUCUGCAAUGGAGCAAUAGCAGAUUUCAGGAUCCACUAAAUCUCCCAAUUUCUGGCAAAGUCAUUCAGGUGGAGGUAGUCAACACAAGAAGAGAGGAUACGCUGUUGAUGAUUGCUCUUGAAGGUCUCUCUCCUUCCUGUGAAGUGUUACAGUGGAGUUCAUCAGAGCCUUUACCACAGAACCGUCAGUCCAUUCCUCACCCAGGGCUUGUCUCCAUUCACUCCUUCACUGUGCCAUCGGGGAUCACAUAUGCCUUGCUAAGUGGAAGAAAUAGCUCCUCCCUUUAUUCCUGGAGAUCUGAUGUGAACCUGUUUACCAUGAUCCUGAGGGUCCCUGGAGCCAACAACUUCCUCUCAUUCAUGGUGCCAUACCUCAAUACCACAAAGGUCCUUCUGGCUUCCUCUGAAGAUAAUAGCUCCACUAUCUAUGAAUUCACAUCUGUCUCAAAUCAGUCUGAUUUUAUACCCAGCUCUGGGGAGUUAUUCUUUGCUGCUGGUGAUAGAGAGCUUGAUCUAGCAGUGAACAUAAUUGAUGACGACAUCCCUGAGGUGGAAGAGCUCUUCAGGGUGAAGCUGAAGAACCCAAAAGGAGGGGCAGAGAUUGGAUUUGGUGGUCAGGUUACAAUUAUAGUCCCAUCUAAUGAUGAUGCCCACGGAGUUAUUGGCUUUGCUCAGAAUUCAUUGCACAUGGAUGUUGAGGAGUUGGAACAAAAUAAUCAAAUUUCUCUUAAUGUUGAGAGAAAAAGAGGACUUUUUGGCAGACUGACUGUUCAUUGGGUUGCUAAUGGUAGUUUGGCAGAUAUUUACCCCACAUCUGGAGUGGUAACAUUCUCUGAAGGUCAGACAGUAGCCAUCAUCUCAUUAGCCAUCAUUGCAGAUGGCGUGCCUGAGGUGUCUGAGAGUGUCAUUAUCACCCUCCGGGAUGUCAGCACCUUGGGCCUUCAGGAGAAGCAACAAGGUGCGGUCAUUGACAGGCAGCGGGCUCAGGCUCUGCUUACUAUCCUGCCAAAUGGCUCCCCCUAUGGCGUGAUUGGGUGGCAUCUGGAUUCCCAGUUUACACAAACCCAGGAACCACAGAGAGUUCCGGUCAAUGUGACCCUUUCUGUUGUAAGGGAGCAGGGAUCAUCAGGUGAGGUGGCAGUCCAUUACCAGACAAAACCAGCCCUGUUUCACCCUCCUUCCAAUCAGGCUUCUGCAGGAGAGGAUUACUUAGCCAAAGAUGACACAAUUAUCAUGGUCAACGGUGCCACUGUGGCCCUUGUCUCUAUCACUAUUCUACCAGAUGAAGUACCAGAGCUUGCAGAAAGGUUCCUGGUGAAUAUCACUAAAGUGGAGUUAGUAAGAGGGUCAGUCGGAGCAGGGCAGCCUAGUCUAAGGAGGCCUGGGAUGGAAGUAGCAGAGAUCACCAUUCAGGAGAAUGACGAUCCACGAGGGAUUCUGCAGUUCAACUUCUCUGAGGAUUUACCUGGAAGUGUGUUUGCCUAUGAGAUACCACCACCAGACAAUGUACUUCAUUUGUCAGUGUUACGACUUGCUGGCACAAGUGGAAGACUGGUUGCUUACUGGGAGGCUCAACCGAUUACAGCCGACCUCAAUGACUUCAGCCCUGUAUCAGGAAACAUCACCUUUCAAGACGGCCAGAAAGAAUCAUCGAUAGCCAUCAUGAUCUUGGAUGAUGAAGAUGUAGAAGCCUCAGAGACUUUCAGAGUGGAUUUGCUACGAGUGAUUGGUGGAGCUCGUCUUGGACAAGUGACCUCUGUUACUGUGGUGGUUCCAUCCAACGACUCGCCUCUUGGACGAUUUGGAUUUCAAGAAUUGGAGGUUGUGGUCACUGAGCCUGAGUUUUUAGACGACCCUGCAGCUGUGGCGACACUCACUGUGGUACGUAGUGAAGGAGGUGAGGGUGGAGUGACGCUGGUGUGGCAGCUGGAAGACCUGGCUAUAGAUGACCUUUCUCCUGUUAAUGGAACGCUUGUUUUCACUGAGACGGAGACUGCCAAAUCGUUUGUGAUCAGAGCCCUCGCUGAUAAUUUUAUUGAGGGAGAUGAGCACUUCACUGUACGCUUGUUUCCUGCUGACAGUGGUGCUAUUAUAGACCCCUUGCAUGGGGAGGUAACUGUCACCAUCAGAGCAGACAAAGCUGCCUUCGGAAUCAUUGGAAUAGCAGAGUCAUCUCAAAAUGUUAUCAUUGGGGAACCUCAGGGCAACUAUAACGGGACUGCCAUGGUCAACAUUGUGAGAGGUCCAGGUGUUUUUGGAGAGGUCCAAAUUUAUUGGAAUAUUACUCCAGCUUCGGUUUCUGAAUUUGAAACAGUAUUUGGCAUUGUCGCUAUGAGUGAUGGUCAGUCUGUUGCCACCAUUUUACUAAAGGUUAUUGAUGAUGAACUCCCUGAAGAGCGACGUGAUUACCAGCUCCUGCUGACCUCUGCUACAGUAGGACUGGAAAUAAGUCCCACCGCCAGGCAUGCAAGAGUUACCAUGGCAGCAAGUGAUCUCCCUCAUGGACUUUUCUCUUUCGACCAACUCCAGCUCACAGCGAGGGAAGAGGAGGAAAUGGUUAAUGUGACAGUGGUUCGCUCCUUUGGCAGUUUGGGCAGUGUGUUGGUGAACUAUGAGACCUCAGGCUAUACAGCAGUCAGUGGAACAGACUUUUCUUCAGCUUCAGGACAAUUACUGUUUACAGCAGGCCAAACCUCACAAGAAAUUACUCUUCAUAUCCGAGACGACAGUCUACCAGAGGGACCCGAGAUAUUCUUUGUUAACAUUACUAAUGUAGAUCUGCUUAAUCUCAGUGCUGUGGACUACACAGUGCGAGAAUCAGGACUUCAACUGGACCAACCUCCAGCUAUUGGAAACAUAUCUUCUGUUUUAGUGGUUAUUCUGCAGAACGACAAUGCUGAGGGGAUCUUGGAGUUCAGACACUACCUUAACAUUACAGUUGAGGAAGAUGUGGGUCACGUGUUGAUCCCCGUAGUGAGGAGGGUGGGUUCCUACGGAACCGUCUCUGCUCACUUUCUGUCAAGAAGCUUGAGUGCGACCCCCGGUCUCGACUACUUGCUGAACAAUGAUUCGCUGAUGUUUGUCAGCGGCCAAAAUAUAAGCUUCAUCAAUGUCACUAUUAUUGAUGACACAAACAGUGAACCUGCAGAGAUAUUUGAAAUUGUCCUGGUUGGUGCCACCGGCGGAGCUGUUCUGGGCCCCCAACAAGUUUCAAGAAUCACCAUUAGCAAGAGUGAUUCUCCAAAUGGAGUCGUCCGCUUUGUGAAUGAAAGUCUAAUAACUUUGGCAAACCCGGACUCUACUUUGAAGCUGAGUCUUGUAUUGGAAAGAGCAGGAGGCCUUUUGGGCAAUGCAACGGUUGCUUGGAACAUCCUGGGUCCAAACAGCAGAGACACCCUGCCUGCUUUAAAUACAGACAUUAGAGCUCCUGUGACUGGCUCUUUCUUUUUUAAAGAUGGAGAGGAGAGCGUCGGUAUCAUAGAGCUACGGAUUCUGCCUCAUGGCGAGGUGGAAAUGGAGGAAACAUUUAUAAUAGAGCUGAGUGUUCUUUCUGGUGAGAUGGAUGUUGAUCCUCAGGCUGGUUCAGUAACACUUAAGAUAGAGCAGUUUGGAGAUCCUAAUGGUAUAGUGCAGUUCACUGCUGAUGCUCUCAAGCAACGCGUCAUCAAUGAAUCCACAGAAGCAGAAGGCCCACUUAACAUUUCCUUGUUGAUCACUCGUAGAGGAGGAACCAUGGGCAACAUCACAGUCCAGUGGCAGAUUCAGAGUGACUCAGAUAUAGUUGGUGACUUUCUAGCCUUAGCUGGCUCUGUAAUAAUACCGGAAGGCCAAAGGGAGGCAGAGAUUAUCCUUCGCCUGAUACCUGACACAGUGCCAGAGUUGGAGGAGGUCUACGUCGUCCAGCUUACAGCGGUGGAUGGCGGUGGGACUCUGGAUGCCAACCCAGACCUGAUCAGAACUCAAAUAAGGGUGCCUGCUAAUGAUGAACCCCAUGGAGUGUUUUCGCUGAACCCUGUGCUGCAGUCUGUAGUGGUGGAGGUUUCAGGGUCUCAGGUCACUCGGGCUUUGCUUGUGAAUGUUUCACGAUUUGAAGGGCUUUAUGGCAAUGCCAGUGUUGGCUAUAAGAUAAGUGGAAGGGGAAGUGAAAUGAUGGACAUUCAGGACAUACUGGGAGGACAAGCUGAAGGAAGGCUGCUUAUGGUAGAGGGACAGUCCUUCAGUCAGAUAACUAUCCCAAUCAGCAGCCAAGUAUUUUUGUCAUUCGAUGAAAGCUUUAACAUAGAACUGACUGAUGUUAGACUGGUCAGCGCUCUCCAAGGCUCUUUGCCUCGUCUGCUUCAUGACUCCAGUUCUGCUACAGUGACCGUUCCUGAGGAAGCUGCAAGCUCAGAGGUUGGAUUUGCUUCACUGGCUCUGGAGGUUUUGAGCAUAGAGUUGGGAGCUUGUGAGGCAAAGGUAACUCGAACUGGGCUUUUUGGGGAAGUUAGUGUGCAGUGGAAGGCUGGUUACCCUUCAGGAAUGAAUCCCCAAGGCUUCAGAAUUGGACGUAUAAUUCCAAACACAGGUUUGCUUACCUUGGCUCAUGGAGAGAAGGACAAGUCCAUAUCUUUCACAGCUCAUGCUAAUGCAUUAGAAGCAGAAACCUAUUCUUUACAUCUCACUGAUGCCACAUCUGGCACUGGUGGACCUGGUACAGUUAAGUUAAGGUCAGGUUUUACUGUGGCAGAAGUGGAACCGUUGGGUAUUUACCAGUUUGCCCCUGAUUCUCGUAAACUUGUUAUUGCAGAGGACAUCCAAACUAUUACACUUUAUGUUCAGAAGCUAUACGGGUCCCGUAGCAACAUGACUCACCUGUCGUACUCAACAUCAGGAGGCAGUGCAGCACCAGGAGAGGAUUUCCUCCAUGUGUCCGAUGGCCGUUUGGUUUUCAGCUCACCUCAGCAGAAAAAUGCUUCAUUCAACCUUUCCAUCAUUGAUGAUGACCUAUCAGAGAGCGAUGAGCUCUUUUUUGUCAACCUAACACAUGUUGAGGUCAUCAGACCAAGUCUAACCUGGGCAGAGGCACCCCCUCGCCUUAACCCACAGCACAGAGUGGCCACUGUCACCAUACAAGCCAGUGAUGCAACUGGUGGAGUUUUGAGCAUUGGCCCUGAACUUGUACAAGUGGAAGAGGACAGAGAUGAGGCAAGUCAGCAGGAACGGAGAGUUGUACUAAGAGUACGCAGGUCAGGCAGUGUUGCAGAUACUGUGAAUGUCAAGCUCCUGGCAUACGGAGAUGGAAGUACAGAAAGUCCUCCCUUCACCCUGGAGCCAUCCAGUACUCUCGCAAAGGAAGAGGAGGACUUCUCUUUGGAGUCCACUGUGGUGUCUCUGCAGGCCGGAAAAGAAGAGGCCGAGUUUGCCCUCACCAUACUGGAUGACUCUGAGCCAGAGGGACAGGAAGUGUUCUUCAUCUACCUCAGUGAUCCACAAGGAGGAGCUCAGAUCACAGACAGCCCUUCCCAGGGCUUUGGAUCAUUUGUAAAGAUUGUGAUCCUUGGGAGCGACCUUCAUAACGGUAUCGUAGGCUUUACUCUUGGCUCCCUGAGGGGCCAAGUUCUGGACGAAGAUUCAGAGAACAGAACCACUUUGCUCUACCUCCAAAGACAGGAAAACAGAGCUUUUGAAGAUUUACAGGUCUUCUGGAGAGCUACUUUCAGUAAGGAAAGCUUAAGUCUUCUUGAAAAUGGAGUCAACCUAACCUCCCAGCUUGUACAGACCUCAGGGGCAGUGAUCUGUCGGAGAGGAGAGACCCAAUGUGCUCUCAUUCUUGAAGUUCUGGAUGAUGAGGAACCUGAAUACCAGGCAUGGUUCUUGGUUGAGAUUUAUAAAGUGGGAGCUGGAGCCUCUAUCAAUGAGACAACACGCUACGCCAACAUCACCUUUGUGGAGAGCGACAACCCGCGAGGUGUUGUGUUCUUUUCCGUUGGACAUAGACUCCCAGUUGUUACUGUUAUGACCACGAGGCUCAGCCUGCAGCUCUACAGACAAGCAAGCAUAGCUUCAGCCAUGACCCUUCAGUAUCGCACAGUGGUAAGAAGUGAUGUGUUUUUUAUUUCUUAUUUACCAGUAAGAAAAUAAUGGAAAUGCAAAUUG
Messenger RNA from Cyprinodon tularosa, 16784 nucleotides. It is a transcript of the gene adgrv1, whose product is annotated as adhesion G protein-coupled receptor V1. The transcript has 82 exons. Bases 381 to 16769 code for a protein of 5462 amino acids. Gene Ontology annotation, biological process: cell communication; negative regulation of adenylate cyclase activity. Gene Ontology annotation, cellular component: membrane. NCBI's taxonomy places the organism in Eukaryota, Metazoa, Chordata, Actinopteri, Cyprinodontiformes, Cyprinodontidae. Gene Ontology annotation, molecular function: G protein-coupled receptor activity. The record is from RefSeq and is a predicted model, not a curated record.